AUGGUGGAGGCGACGUUGGAGUCCGACCCCGCUGAUCAUCUACAACGCUGUGAUCAGCGCGUGCGAGAAGGGCCAGCAGUGGCGGCUGGCCAUGGCAUUCUUGAGCGAGAUGUGCAAAGCGAGUUUGGAGUCCAACGUUAUCUACAGCGCUGCGAUCAGCGCGUGCGCGAAGGGCGAGCAGUGGCAGCGGGCCUUGUCGUUGCUCAGCGAGAUUGUGGAGGACAAGUUGGAGCCUGGGGUCUCAGCUACAGCGCGGGAAUCAGCGCGUGCCAGAAGGGCGAGCAGUGGCAGCGAGCCCUUUGGUUGCUCAGCGAGAUGCGGGGGGCGGAGGUGGAGCCCAACUUGUUCAGCUAUAGCGCUGCGAUCAGCGCGUGCGAAAAGGGCGAGCAGUGGCAGCAGGCAAUGCUGCUGCUCGGCGAAAUGUGGGGGGCGAAGUUGGCGCCCGAUGUCGUCUCUACAGCGCGGGGAUCAGUGCGUGCGAGAAGGGCAAACAGUGGCAGCGUGCCCUGUCUUUGCUAG
Molecule: messenger RNA, 519 nt
Organism: Prorocentrum cordatum
Lineage: Eukaryota; Dinophyceae; Prorocentrales; Prorocentraceae
Source: the annotation of a GenBank genome assembly